AUUAUUCCCAAAGGCACAUAUAAACAGUGGUUUCCAUAUUGAACUUCUCAAGCAGAAGAACUGCAGAGGGAAGAAAAAUCUAGUUUACAGGGCUGCCUUCUACUUCCACGUAGCCUAGCAACUGUUUCCCAGGCAACCACGCCGUCAACAACGCGAAGCAACCCCUAGAGAAUUAGAAGGGCUAUUUUAGUUUCUUCCCAAGAGAGGACUGCUAACAGGUCAAAGGGGAAUUAGGUGAAAGAGAGAAACCUUAGUUCCGUGAGAAGUCAAGAGUAGGAAAGGAAACGGGAAUCAGUGAAGAAAGGGACAGACAUACUGGUAUAGAGAGAAAAAAGUUGACCAUUUUUAAGGAGUCAUUUUGGUGGCCAUGGAUACAACUUGCUUUUCUGAGAGCAUUUAUAACCUCAUACCCAGUGACCGGAAGGAGCCUCCCCAGCCUCCUAGGUACGUAUCCAUUUUUAAGGCCUCUAUUAAAGAUAACACGCAAAAAUGUAAAGCUGCAAUGAAGACUAUGGGGCCACCAAAAGUUGAACUACCUUCUCCAAAGAAUUUCCUGAAGAAACAUUCAAUGGAAAAAACUCUACCACCCAAAAAAAAGUUUGAUCGGAAUGAGCCCAGAAAGCCUCCUGUGCCACUGAGAACUGAUCAUCCAGUCAUGGGAAUACGAAGCGAAACAAAUUUUAUAAACACAAAUGCAGCCAAUGUCAUUCUGGGAGUGACUAAGAAGCCUAAACCAAUUUAUGUUGACAAAAAAACUGGAGAUAAGCAUGAUCUUGAAACUUCAGGACUAUUUCCAAAAUACAUCAAUAAAAAGGAUUACGGUGUCACACCUGAGUAUAUAUGUAAGCGAAAUGAGGAAGUAAAGAAAGCCCAAGAAGAAUAUGAUAACUAUAUCCAGGAAAACCUUAGGAAAGCAGCUAUGAAAAGGAUUUCUGAUGAAGAAAGGGAGGCAGUUCUUCAGGGGCUGAAGAAGAACUGGGAAGAGGUACAUAAGGAGUUCCAGUCCCUCUCUGUGUUCAUCGAUUCCAUACCGAAGAAGAUUCGCAAGCAGAAGCUGGAAGAAGAAAUGAAGCAGCUGGAACAUGACAUCGGUGUCAUUGAAAAGCACAGAAUUAUUUACAUUGCCAAUAAGUAAUAACGGAUUUCUAAAAUAGAGUCAUUUUCACAUAGGAAAAAGCCCUCUGGAAAACAUAAACAUGAAACUUUGCUUUUCAAAAAGGAAAAUACUCUGAAAGAGAAUAAAAAUAGUUUUUACCGAAAUGCUUAGGCAAUGUUUAAAGGAUAAUUGAAUUAUUCUACUUACAUGAGGGAAAAUUCUGUUUUUACCAGUGUUACGUUUUCUAAGCAUGAAGUUUGAUGUUGCGUGUUCCAACUUGUAGUAUAAUCCAUUAUUAUUAUGUACUUGUUUCACAUAAAUAUUAAUUUCCGGGCCCCAAAGAAUAAAGCCAGCACUAGGAACUUCCGAUUUUUUCUACACUGCACGAUACAAAGAACACAACAUUAAAAACUUAAGUAUUUUGAAUUGGAAAUAGUGGCAUAUGCUUUCUUGCUUCUCCAGUGUUCUUGGCAUAUUUUUUCAGAACCGCCCACGUUUAGCAGUGUAUAUUUUAGGAUAGCCUAUGUCAUUUCCAACCAUUCCCAACUGCAAAUAUUUUCAAUGUCUAUAAUGCUAUAUAUUUGCCGAAGGGGCUUAUAUUUCAAGGAAGAAAAAUGAAGAAGGCAGCAUAAAAUCAAGAACACAAUUUACAAAAUGCAUCACUGAGGAUAAUCAAAGAGAAUAACUUUCUUCCAAGCGUACCAACUUUUAAAAACUUGUCUAUUCACUGUAAGUGCUUUACUCCAUAAUUCAUUAUAUGUGUUGCACUGAAAUGGGAUGUUGCUUUUUCUUUUUGGUCCUAUGUAUCUAUUUUUUGAAUUCUAAUGUUUCUAUUUGUAAGAUUAAUUUAUUAAGCAAUAAAUUUAUGUGAGUAGAGCUGUCUUCAACUCUAUGGCUAUAAGGAAAGUCUAAAAGGAAAAGAUUUUUUUUUAUGAAACUUUAGAGAAAUUCAGUAAUACAUAUGAAAUAGAAAAUAUCAGAGAAUAACAACAUCUGCUACUAACACUGAUUUUAAUCUUAUGGAAAAUAGAAAAAAAUAUGGCAACCUUUUGAGACUUUUCCCAAACAGAAUUUGAGAGCAUGGUACAAAAGCUUACUUUAAAUAAAAUGGUUAUACACAAA
Molecule: messenger RNA, 2218 nt
Organism: Herpailurus yagouaroundi (jaguarundi)
Lineage: Eukaryota; Metazoa; Chordata; Mammalia; Carnivora; Felidae
Gene: ENKUR
Product: enkurin, TRPC channel interacting protein
Exons: 5
Coding region: 368-1135 (255 amino acids)
Cellular component (GO): acrosomal vesicle; axonemal microtubule
Molecular function (GO): calmodulin binding
Source: RefSeq, a predicted model, not a curated record